This is a messenger RNA of Jaculus jaculus (lesser Egyptian jerboa), 1910 nucleotides long. RefSeq names its product SH3 domain containing GRB2 like, endophilin B2 (gene Sh3glb2). Gene Ontology annotation, cellular component: cytoplasm; membrane. Bases 56 to 1420 code for a protein of 454 amino acids. Gene Ontology annotation, molecular function: protein binding. Gene Ontology annotation, biological process: membrane organization. The transcript has 14 exons. Lineage: Eukaryota; Metazoa; Chordata; Mammalia; Rodentia; Dipodidae. The record is from RefSeq and is a predicted model, not a curated record.
CGGGGGCUGCCGGCUGCGCUCGGGCCGGCGCGGCGGCGGUGCGUACAGACUCGCCAUGGACUUCAACAUGAAGAAGCUGGCGUCGGACGCGGGCAUCUUCUUCACCAGGGCGGUGCAGUUCACAGAGGAGAAGUUUGGCCAGGCUGAGAAGACUGAACUUGAUGCCAACUUUGAGAACCUCCUGGCCCGGGCAGACAGUACCAAGAACUGGACAGAGCGGAUCCUGAGGCAGACUGAGGUGCUGCUGCAGCCCAACCCCAGUGCUCGAGUGGAGGAGUUCCUGUAUGAGAAGCUGGACAGGAAGGUCCCCUCGCGUGUCACCAACGGGGAGCUGUUGGCUCAGUAUAUGGCGGAGGCGGCCAGUGAGCUGGGGCCCACCACGCCCUAUGGGCAAACACUCAUUCAGGUUUCAGAGGCUGAAAAGCGCCUGGGAGCUGCAGAGAGGGAUUUUAUUCAUGCUGCCUCCAUCAGCUUCCUCACGCCCCUGCGCAACUUCUUGGAAGGGGACUGGAAGACGAUUUCGAAGGAGAGGCGACUCCUCCAGAACCGGCGUCUGGACCUGGACGCCUGCAAAGCACGGCUGAAGAAGGCCAAGGCUGCUGAAGCCAAAGCCACGUGUGAGGGAGAUACGGUGCCUGACUUUCAGGAGACUAGACCUCGUAAUUACAUUCUCUCGGCCAGCGCCUCCGCGACCCUGGAUGACACUUCCCACCCUCCUCCCCGGGCCGAGUGGAAGGAGAGACAUCCUGAAGGGUGGAAGACGCCCUGUUUUUUUCUUUUGCCACUGACCCCCAGUGUGACUCAGGCCCGAGGCUGCCUUUCUCUGCCAGAGGACAGAAAGCUUUGGAAUGAUGAAGUAGAUAAGGCUGAACAGGAACUUCGAGUGGCCCAGACAGAGUUUGACCGGCAGGCAGAAGUGACUCGUCUCCUGUUGGAGGGUAUCAGCAGCACCCACGUGAACCACCUUCGCUGCCUCCAUGAGUUUGUCAAGUCUCAGACGACUUACUAUGCACAGUGCUACCGCCACAUGCUGGACUUGCAGAAGCAGCUGGGCAGCUCCCAAGGCGCCAUAUUUCCAGGCACCUUCGUGGGUACUACAGAACCUGCCGCCCCACCUCUGAGCAGCUCCUCACCCACCAACACUGUGGCUACGAUGCCUGUAGUGCCCAGUGUGGCCAGCAUGGCCCCUCCGGGGGAGGCUGCACUCUGCCUGGAGGAGGUGGCCCCGCCUGCUAGUGGGACUCGAAAGGCCCGGGUGCUCUAUGACUAUGAGGCAGCUGACAGCAGUGAGCUGGCCCUGCUGGCUGAUGAGCUUAUCACUGUGUACAGCCUGCCUGGCAUGGACCCCGACUGGCUCAUUGGUGAGAGAGGCAACAAGAAGGGCAAGGUCCCUGUCACCUACUUGGAACUGCUUAGUUAAGCAGAAUCCUCCCAGGCCCUACCCAGGGCCUGACCCUGCCACCUGUCUGCCGGUGACACAGCUGCUCGGAUGGGGAGCCUGACCCCGUUCUGCCUGCACCUCCACCGUCCAACUGUGAGGGAGCCCAUGAGGCUGAAUGGCCCUAGCCCCUCUGCUAACCCUGCUUCUGACCUGCACCCCUGUGUACCCCAGCCCUCCCAGCUACCAUGAGGGAGGGACACUACUCAGCACCAACACAGGCCCAGGACAUGUUGGGGGCACCCUUGGCAUGAAAAGAGCAUCUGCCUUUUAGUUGCCAAAGGCUGGGUAGGGGCAACAGCAAGGCAGGCAGAGACCAGAGCAGCACCACGGGUGCUACCUUUCCCCCCAUUCCUAGCUCCAGCUGAACAUGGCUGCAGCCUUCACUUCCUCUCACUUUUUAACUGGUAUUUUUACUUCUGCCUGUCUGCUUGCUCUAGCCAGUGGCAAAUAAACCCUCCUUUGUGUGCAA